AUGGCCUCCCCAAAGAAGAAGCUCCAAGGUCUUGUUGCUGCGACCAUCACGCCGAUGACCGAGCAUGGAGAAAUCAACUUUUCAGUCAUUGGUCGGUAUGUGGACUACCUUGUAGAGGAACAGGGAGUGAAGAAUGUCUUUGUGAACGGCACGACAGGAGAAGGCCUAUCACUGAGCAUCUCGGAGCGCUGCCGGGUCGCGGAGGAGUGGGUGACGAAGGGGAGGAACAAGUUGGAUCAGAUAGUAAUUCAUGUGGGAGCCUUGAGCUUGAAGGAGUCACAAGAACUGGCCCAACAUGCAGCAGAAAUAGGAGCCGAUGGCAUCGCUGUCAUUGCACCUUUCUUUCUCAAGCCGUGGAACAAAGAUGCCCUGAUUAAUUUCCUAAAAGAGGUCGCUGCUGCCGCCCCUGCAUUGCCAUUUUACUACUAUCACAUUCCUGCCUUGACCGGGGUAAAGAUUCGUGCUGAGGAGUUGUUGGAUGGGAUUCAGGAUAAGAUCCCCAGCUUCCAAGGGCUGAAAUUCAGUGACACAGAUCUCUUAGACUUUGGGCAGUGUGUGGAUCAGAAUCGCCAGCGACAGUUUGCUUUCCUUUUUGGGGUGGAUGAGCAACUGUUAAGUGCUCUGGUGAUGGGAGCAACUGGAGCGGUGGGCAGUACCUAUAACUACCUGGGAAAAAAGACAAAGCAGAUGUUGGAGGCUUUUGAACGAAAGGACUUCUCUUCAGCUCUGAGCCAUCAGUUUUGUAUUCAGAGAUUUAUCAACUUCGUGGUCAAACUAGGUUUUGGAGUGUCGCAGACCAAAGCCAUCAUGACCCUUGUCUCUGGGAUUCCAAUGGGCCCACCCCGCCUUCCACUACAGAAAGCCUCCAGGGAGUUUACUGAUAAUGCAGAAGCUAAACUGAAAAGCCUAGAUUUCCUUUCUUGUACUGAUUUAAAGGGUGGAGAUAUGGAAGCUUGUAGCUAG
Messenger RNA from Rangifer tarandus platyrhynchus (Svalbard reindeer), 963 nucleotides. The record is from the annotation of a GenBank genome assembly. NCBI's taxonomy places the organism in Eukaryota, Metazoa, Chordata, Mammalia, Artiodactyla, Cervidae.